CCCACAUACCGGAAAAGAUCGUAUGGAAGGGGUGUGCGUGAAGAUAAAGUUGACAGUAGUUGCCUAAUAUUUUACAGUUCAGGAUCAGCCUGACUAGCGAUAAGAACCAUACAGACGAAAAGUUGGUGACCCGCCGAACAUCGUGGUCAGUUUGACAUCUUCUCCCGGGCUAACGUUAGUUUCCAAGCACGAUGUUUGAAAUAAAGAAGAUAUGCUGUAUUGGGGCUGGAUAUGUUGGAGGGCCCACUUGCAGCGUGAUCGCUCAAAUGUGUCCCAAAAUCCGCGUCACGGUGGUGGACGUCAAUGAAUCUCGAAUCAAAGCCUGGAACUCGGAUGUACUACCUAUUUACGAGCCAGGCCUCAGUGAUGUGGUUUUCUCCUGUAGAGGUAAAAAUCUCUUCUUCUCUACCGACGUUGAUUCUGCCAUCAAAGACGCAGACCUGGUGUUCAUCUCUGUGAACACGCCCACUAAGACGUACGGCAUGGGGAAAGGCCGCGCUGCGGACCUCAAGUUCAUUGAGGCUUGUGCUCGGCGCAUCGUGGAGAUGUCUGAUGGUUACAAAAUUGUCACAGAGAAAAGCACUGUGCCUGUCCGCGCAGCUGAGAGCAUCCGCAGAAUAUUUGAUGCCAACACCAAACCCAGUCUCAACCUACAGGUGCUGUCUAACCCAGAGUUUCUUGCGGAGGGGACAGCCGUACGGGACCUGAAACAGCCAGACCGUGUGCUGAUUGGUGGAGAUGAAACACCAGAGGGGCAAAGGGCCAUCCGGGCAUUGUGUGCCGUUUAUGAGAACUGGGUCCCCAAAGAGCGCAUCAUCACCACAAACACCUGGUCAUCUGAACUCUCCAAACUGGCUGCGAAUGCAUUCCUUGCUCAGCGCAUCAGCAGCAUCAACUCCAUCUCAGCACUGUGUGAGGCCACUGGAGCGGAUGUGGAGGAGGUGGCCAAAGCCAUCGGCAUGGACCAGCGCAUCGGCAGCAAGUUUCUGAAAGCCAGUGUGGGAUUUGGAGGGAGUUGUUUCAAGAAAGAUGUGCUGAACUUGGUAUAUCUUUGUGAAGCUUUGAACCUACCUGAGGUUGCAUCAUAUUGGCAACAGGUAAUCGACAUGAAUGAAUACCAGAGGAGAAGAUUCGCUAGCAGGAUCAUUGACUGUCUGUUCAACACAGUGACAGGCAAAAAGAUCGCCCUGCUUGGCUUCUCCUUCAAAAAGGACACAGGAGAUACCAGGGAGUCCUCCAGUAUCCACAUCUCUACAUAUCUUAUGGACGAGGGAGCGAAACUGCACAUCUAUGACCCCAAAGUACUCAAGGAGCAGAUUAUACUGGACCUGUCAGGAGACAAGCCAGAGAGAGUAUCUGAGCUGGUUACCGUGACGACGGACCCCUAUGAUGCGUGUGCAGGAGCCCAUGCUCUGGUCAUCUGUACGGAGUGGGACAUGUUCAAGGAGCUGGACUAUGAGAAGAUCUAUAAGCGAAUGCUAAAGCCAGCAUUCCUAUUUGAUGGACGCAGAGUCUUGGAUCACCUGCACCCUCGACUCCAGAACCUUGGCUUCCAGAUUGAGACCAUUGGGAAAAAAGUAACACCAGCCCGGAUUCCAUUCACUCCUCCUGUUGGAAUGGCACGCAUCACCCUCAAUGAACCCCCUGCAAAGAAGGCCAAAGUCUAACAUGCUCUACCUCAAGCUGGUUGAACUCCCUUGGAGAUGCACACAACUGUAUUACAGCUGUUGACUCAAAUCUUCUGUAUAGCUGUACAUAAACACACCAGCUAAAGACUCUGAAUACCUCUGGUUAAUCAUCUCACAGCUUCCAAUUGGUAUGUGGCGACAGAUUUCUAGAGGCCACUGAAAAACUGAUUUUUAUCACCAGCCUGAUCAGUUGGUGUUAGUUAAUUAUCACAUCACUAUUCAUAAGGAAUAGAAACCAUGUGUUACGUGUCUGACAAUGUGGUUUCUUUUAUUAUGUCACUUUAGUCAGAAGCCAGUCAGUCUGCUCUAGUCUAACGGUCACAUUGUGGAUGUUACGGAACUACAACUGAUCACAUAGAACUAACCACGAUGUCUGUCUUGUUCGAGAACACUGACAUAUUGUGAGUGGAUGUGUUUUUGUUCUUUUUUUAACAAAAUCUUUUAUAUGGUAUGAAUUUUGUGAAAAUACACAAAUGAUUGUAAUACUGGACCAAUCAGAUGAGACAUUAAACAUGUUGCAGCUUUA
This is a messenger RNA of Sardina pilchardus (European sardine), 2214 nucleotides long. It is a transcript of the gene ugdh, whose product is annotated as UDP-glucose 6-dehydrogenase. The coding region runs from base 192 to 1667 and encodes 491 amino acids. Gene Ontology annotation, molecular function: NAD binding; UDP-glucose 6-dehydrogenase activity. The transcript is spliced from 12 exons. The record is from RefSeq and is a predicted model, not a curated record. Lineage: Eukaryota; Metazoa; Chordata; Actinopteri; Clupeiformes; Clupeidae. Gene Ontology annotation, cellular component: nucleus. Gene Ontology annotation, biological process: glycosaminoglycan biosynthetic process.